UCUCAGUGCCAACAGAUCGAGCAAGAUCUUGUCUGAACCGCCCAUUCCAAGAUCAUUCCUGGCCAUUCCUUUCAACGAAUGUGAGCCCGCAGCCUGUGAAACCUUAUCUCUCUCGCUCGCUCCUCUGCACGAGGACACGUUGGCAUAUGAUGUGAGCGCGCCACGCCUCCGCACCGCCCUCCCCAUGCAGCAGGUUCCAGCGCCGCCGGUCGCCGCCGGUGCAACGCCGCCGCCACCGAGCAUCUCGCCGACCUCGCCAUCGCCGUCGUUAGCGUCAGCGAGAGCAACAAGGCGUCAGCUGCUGCUCGCGUCGUCGUCCGGCCUGCUCCUCGCCGCCGGCAGUGGUAGCGCGCGAGCUGCUGCCGGAGGAGGACGAGGAGAAGGGGGUCUGGUGGGGUACGAUGGGCCGGUGGUGACGGAGGCGGACCGGGCGGCGAGCGCGGCGGUGUCGCGGCGCGUCGGGGAGGCCGUGGGGCUGCUGGAGCUGGGGCGGGAGCUGCAGGCGCGCGGGGAGUUCCCGGAGGCCCUGGCGUCGUUCACGCGCGUGGUGGCGGAGUACGCGGACCUGGCGCUGUCGGAGUACGCGCGGGUGGGGCGGGCGCUGGUGCUUUACGAGAUCGGCGACCGCGACCAGUCCAUCGCCGAGAUGGAGGACGUCUCCAUCGCGCUCAAGGGAUACCCAGAGAUCCACGCGGCGCUGGCGGCGGCGCUGUACGCCGACAAGCACGCGGCGCUGCUGGCGGAGAACCAAUUCGCCAUUGCCACGCUGCUGGACCCGCACUACACGGACCUCGCCUACGUCAGGGACACCAAGCACUGGCCGCCCAGCCUCGUCGACUCCCUCCACGACUUCAUUACGCUAUCCUAGACUGUACUCCAGUCUUUAGCUAGCAGCGCUCUCGAUCGAUCACUGGGUCCCAAAAUGAUGAGAUCGAGUAGCUAUAUGCAUCCGAGUGUAGAAAAAACUCUAAACCCUAUAUAUAUAUAUAUAUAUAUAUAUAUAUAUAUCCUAAAAAUAAGUAUUAAAAGUUUUUUAAAAAUAUAACAUAUCUAUUGGCACGAUUCUUGUCAGUUAUGUAGAUUCAUUUUUUGUAUUCAUAAUAUUUGGUUGCUUGUGGUUAUACCUAAAAAUAAGUAGCUAUAGGAA
This is a messenger RNA of Panicum virgatum (switchgrass), 1147 nucleotides long. RefSeq lists its product as uncharacterized. Gene Ontology annotation, molecular function: protein binding. NCBI's taxonomy places the organism in Eukaryota, Viridiplantae, Streptophyta, Magnoliopsida, Poales, Poaceae. The record is from RefSeq and is a predicted model, not a curated record. The transcript has 2 exons. Bases 185 to 868 code for a protein of 227 amino acids.